CAACGUAUGAAGAAUGGAUGCAGGAUAAAUACUCUCAUUUCCAGUCUCCUAUUUAUUGAAUAUUGUUAUUGUAUUAAGUAUUGAAGUGAAGUAAAAAAUUGGAAACUAUCUCUUUUCUAACAAAGAAAAAGAAAUAUAAAAAGCUUAGUAAUUUAGUAUACAUAAAAAUUAGAAUAGAAAGAGAGUUCUUUUUCUUAAUCUCAUGAACAAGAUCUAAGAAUCUAUUUAGUUGAUGGAAAAGGAUGGGGGCAGGUCUAAGGAUCAACCGGUAGUGGGCGAGGGGAUUGCUUUUUCCUUGAACAGUUCUUUCAAAAAACGAAUACAUCUGAUUGAUGAGUCAUAACAAGACAAUUCAUGAUUCAUAUGCUUAAUAAUAAGUAAGGAAUAAUCAAUUUCAAUUCAUGAAUUUACCUGGGUGGUCAAUUUAUGGGCCAAUCCAAUAAAGGAUUUUUAUCUUCGAAACCCAUUGUAUUGUAAGGGGUAGUGCACGAGAAAAAAAUCAUGCAGAAAUGAUUGACUCUUUGGACGCCCCGAAAAUACUAUGAGGUGUUCGGAAAUGGUCGAAGUAGUUGAAUAGGAGGAUUACGAUGACUAUUGCCCUUGGUAAAUUUACCAAAGACGAAAAUGAUUUGUUUGAUAUUAUGGAUGACUGGUUACGUAGGGACCGUUUCGUUUUUGUAGGCUGGUCCGGCCUAUUGCUCUUUCCUUGUGCCUAUUUCGCCGUAGGGGGUUGGUUCACGGGUACAACCUUUGUAACUUCAUGGUAUACCCAUGGAUUGGCCAGUUCCUAUUUGGAAGGCUGCAAUUUCUUAACUGCCGCAGUUUCUACUCCUGCUAAUAGUUUAGCACAUUCUUUGUUAUUACUAUGGGGUCCUGAAGCACAAGGAGAUUUUACUCGUUGGUGUCAAUUAGGCGGUCUGUGGACUUUUGUUGCUCUCCACGGCGCUUUCGGACUAAUAGGUUUCAUGUUACGUCAAUUCGAACUUGCUCGAUCUGUUCAAUUGCGACCUUAUAAUGCAAUCGCAUUCUCUGGUCCAAUUGCCGUUUUUGUUUCUGUAUUCCUGAUUUAUCCACUAGGUCAGUCUGGUUGGUUCUUUGCGCCUAGUUUUGGUGUAGCAGCUAUAUUUCGAUUUAUUCUCUUUUUUCAAGGAUUUCAUAACUGGACAUUGAAUCCAUUUCAUAUGAUGGGAGUUGCCGGUAUAUUCGGCGCUGCUUUGCUAUGCGCUAUUCAUGGUGCUACCGUAGAAAAUACUUUAUUUGAAGAUGGUGAUGGCGCAAAUACAUUCCGUGCUUUUAACCCAACUCAAGCUAAAGAAACUUAUUCAAUGGUCACUGCUAAUCGCUUUUGGUCCCAAAUCUUUGGGGUUGCUUUUUCCAAUAAACGUUGGUUACAUUUCUUUAUGUUAUUUGUACCAGUAACUGGUUUAUGGAUGAGUGCUCUUGGAGUAGUCGGUCUGGCCUUGAACCUACGUGCCAACUCGGUAUCGUCAAGAAUAUUCCUGACUAUUGCAUGGGAACAGAAAGAAAGUUCUACAAAACCAAAGGUUUCUGAGACUGAAAAGUCAUCAUCUUCAACCAAGAAGAUGUAUGUGCCUUUGGAUUUGUAUGAGAAACUUCAGAAACAAAAAUCAACUUCUGUAAAGAAGUAUGUGGAGAAGAAAGACCAAUCAUCUGGUCAACCUCCGAAAAAGGAUGUUUCUUUAUACAAAGAGGUUGAGAUUGGGUCUGAGGAGAAUUUGCUGAUGAACGACAAAAUUUUCCACCACUAUACACAACAACAACUCACAUCUACGUCAAGUUACCCAAGUCAAAGGAGGCUUGGGUAG
This is a messenger RNA of Helianthus annuus (common sunflower), 1826 nucleotides long. Its product is annotated as photosystem II D2 protein-like. Gene Ontology annotation, biological process: photosynthesis, light reaction; photosynthesis; photosynthetic electron transport in photosystem II. The transcript has 2 exons. Bases 588 to 1826 code for a protein of 412 amino acids. NCBI's taxonomy places the organism in Eukaryota, Viridiplantae, Streptophyta, Magnoliopsida, Asterales, Asteraceae. Gene Ontology annotation, cellular component: photosystem II; chloroplast thylakoid membrane. The record is from RefSeq and is a predicted model, not a curated record.